Molecule: messenger RNA, 1587 nt
Organism: Xylaria bambusicola
Lineage: Eukaryota; Fungi; Ascomycota; Sordariomycetes; Xylariales; Xylariaceae
Product: S-adenosylmethionine decarboxylase
Exons: 2
Coding region: 1-1587 (528 amino acids)
Biological process (GO): spermine biosynthetic process; spermidine biosynthetic process
Cellular component (GO): cytosol
Molecular function (GO): adenosylmethionine decarboxylase activity
Source: RefSeq, a predicted model, not a curated record
AUGGUGAACCCCGGCAUUCCUACCAACUAUACGUUCUCACCGUCUGAGGGCACGCCCCAUUUGACGAUCAAUCACGAUGUCGCUGCGGAUCUAGACUCCAGCAAUGCCUUCGAAGGCCCGGAGAAGUUGCUUGAGGUUUGGUUUGCCCCAAACCCCGACUCUUUACCUCCCGGUGUCAAGCCCAACGGUCUCAAGGCGGUUUCGAGCGAUACGUGGGUUGGCAUGCUUGACAUGGUGAACUGCAAGAUCCUUUCCGUGCUCGAAGCCGAACACAUGGAUGCCUACCUUCUAUCUGAGUCUAGCAUGUUCGUCUUCCCUCACAAGUUGAUUCUGAAGACAUGCGGGACCACGACUCUCCUCCUUGGCCUUCGCAGACUUCUACAUAUUGCCGCUGAGCAUGCAGGGUUCCCCUUCCAUAAUGCCAAGUCUGUAGACGAUAUCCACGCUGCUGCUUCGCCUUAUCGUGUAUUCUACUCCAGGAAGAAUUUUCUUUUUCCUGACAAGCAAUCCGGCCCUCACAAGAGCUGGAAGGACGAAGUCAAGUUUUUGGAUGACACUUUCGAGGGUGGUAGCGCCUACAUGGUGGGCAAAAUGAACGGCGACCACUGGUACCUUUAUAUCACUUCGCCGGAAACUACUCUCACACCUCCUCGCACCCCAGAGGAGAAUCGGACUUUGGCAUGCCCGCCCAAGUCGACUAAAAUACCCACGAACACGGCAUCCAUGUUUAAGGGCAAGCCGGAGAGUACCGACGAGACUCUCGAGAUUCUGAUGACGGAUCUUGAUUCUGAGAAUGCAAAGCAGUUUUAUCUGGAGCACGCGAGUGCGGUCGCGAGCAACAGACUCUCUUCGCAAGCUCAGGAGGCUCGCAAGGUGGCUAUAGGAAGCCUUGGAGAUUUGUCAGAAAGCACUAUGACUAUUCAGACGAACAGCACUGUAGAGAGUACUUCUGACGAUGCGCUCGAUGUCUUUGACAACUGCAGCGACUCUGAUCUUCACAGUGCCUAUACCCCAGUAUCUGAUCAGGUCGACAUAGAAGGCCUCACGACUGAAGGUCACGCAUUGGGCACGGUCGUUUCCGAUGCCUGUGGCCUCUCAGAGGUGUACCCCACCUCCAAAUACCCAGAUGCGCGGAUUGACGCAUAUCUCUUCUCCCCCUGUGGCUUUUCGGCCAAUGGCAUCAUCCCUGCACCCCAGCAGCAAGACAGCAGUGAGUCUGCGAAGUCGACUCACUACUUCACUGUGCACGUUACCCCAGAGCCCAUCUGCUCAUUUGCCUCGUUUGAGACCAAUGUUCCUGGGGGGCAGAACGGGCGUGAGACAUCUGAGAUUGUCGAACACGUUGUGGGCAUCUUCAAACCAGGUCGUUUCAGUGUGACUCUCUUUGAGGCUAAGGCUAGCCAAGGGAAUGAUGGUGAUGAGAUGACAGCUGGUCUGGCUCGCAAAAAGCGUCUGGAGAAGAUUCCGGGCUACCGACGCAUUGACCGUAUCCUCCACGACUUUGACGAUUAUGAGCUGAUUUUCCGGUUCUACGAGCGGGAGGACUGGACCGGUGGCGAUAGUAUUCGAGUUGGAGAGGAUAUGUAG